Molecule: messenger RNA, 910 nt
Organism: Closterium sp. NIES-67
Lineage: Eukaryota; Viridiplantae; Streptophyta; Zygnematophyceae; Desmidiales; Closteriaceae
Source: the annotation of a GenBank genome assembly
AGUUAUGACAUGUACCUUGUGCCUCCUGAAAAAACUCGUUCGGCGCACAUGGCGCUCUGGCUGGAAACAAGUCUAGAGAAAAGACGCAAUAAAUCUUGUGUACCGCGGCAGCGAAGCACCACUGUCCUUACUUAGCGUCUCAGCUCACGACGACAUCUCCCCUUACUGAUCGUUACUCCUACUAGGAGCCUUCAAGGAUAGCCUUAAUAACGACCUCUUCUCUUACUUCCACCUGAAGUACCACAAGUAAUAGUCCGUUGCGUCUCUCCCUCACUCGUCGCUCCAACGAAUCCCGUUCCGAGCCACUGAUUUUUGAACCACUACAGUACCGUGAAGCCACGAAAUCGUAGCCCGUAAAAUGGCGAAUCUUCCCCCAUUGGCGCGUCUCGCCCUCGCAGUGACCUCGUUCAUCGGCAUCUUCCUCGAACCAGCUCAAGCGGUGCCGCGCGUGCCAGCGGCCGCGGUGGCAGCGGCGGCGGCGGCGAGGGGCACGCGCACGUGGAUAUGGUACGAGGAGGGCGCGAAGAACAACUCGGGCAUGGUGCUACACAAUGGCAAGGGCAUGCCCCGCGCGGGUGACACAUUCUACUGGGCGGGGAGCAUAGUGGCCAAGGCGCAUGGCAAAAGCACGCAGGUUGGCACGGAUACAGGCGAGUGCAUGGUCCUUCCGCGCUUCUACAUGCAGUGCACUACACUCAUCAACAUCAAUAAAUACGGCAGCCUCGUUGGCACAGGCGGCUAUGCUUUAUCGGACAAAGCCUUCUUCUAUGCUAUAACAGGAGGCACAGGCAGGCUAAGGGGCGCCUCAGGGCAGAUUCUCGUGAAGGCGCUGGAUGGCACACUUGCCACUUCGUUCAAUGUGAAAUACAUUGUAACACUGGAUUAGUAACAAUAAUGUUCUUGUAAAUUA